Sphaeroforma arctica JP610 is the source of this 402-nucleotide messenger RNA. RefSeq lists its product as hypothetical. Lineage: Eukaryota; Ichthyosporea; Ichthyophonida. The transcript is spliced from 2 exons. The record is from RefSeq and is a predicted model, not a curated record. Gene Ontology annotation, molecular function: GTP binding; GTPase activity. The annotation marks the transcript as partial.
CAACAGUCUAUCAGAUUACACAUACCUGGAUAUACUAAUAUUACACGCACGCACACACACACACACACACACAUACAUACAUACACUGGGUAUAGGUUAAUACACAAAGAAACGGCUGAGAGGGAUCCAGAAGGCACGCGCGCACUGAUCCCCGUCAUCCUCGUGGGCAACAAGAUCGACAUGCGAGGCUCAGAUAUUGUGAACAGAGACCUCGAGAACAAUGUCAUGCCCAUCAUGGUCAAAUACUCUGAGGUGGAGACAUGUGUCGAGUGCUCAGCCAAAUCAAUGCUCAACCUCAGCGAAGUGUUCUACUUCGCUCAGAAGUCUGUGCUCCACCCCACCGCACCACUCUACGACACCCGCACACACACCCUGACGGUAAGCUCUUCAAUAUGUAUGUAA